This is a messenger RNA of Pantherophis guttatus, 4116 nucleotides long. It is a transcript of the gene TTLL2, whose product is annotated as tubulin tyrosine ligase like 2. The record is from RefSeq and is a predicted model, not a curated record. Gene Ontology annotation, biological process: microtubule cytoskeleton organization; protein polyglutamylation. Gene Ontology annotation, molecular function: tubulin binding; tubulin-glutamic acid ligase activity. Gene Ontology annotation, cellular component: ciliary basal body. Lineage: Eukaryota; Metazoa; Chordata; Lepidosauria; Squamata; Colubridae.
GACAGAUGGGUUGUGUUGAAGACCAUGAGGAUAAUUGCUAUGCCCCAAGAGCACCGGCACUAUCAUCCAAACUCACCCAAGGAGAAAGGUAUGUGAACCUUCCACUCCCAAAGAACUAUAGAUCUUAGCUCACUUCCAGAAGAGAAACUGAGCUGAGAGCAAUAGGAAUAAAAUGGGUAAACCCCCCCCCCUCAAAAAAAGCAAAACCCAAAUUAGAAAUUAGAUUGCUGGAGGCAAGUUUGGGAGCACGAGGAUUUACCAACUUCCCAGAGGACUGGCUUAUGUUUGAAAGAUUGCCAGAUGACAGAUCUGCUAGAAGGUAUCUUUUACAAGAAAGCCUUCCAGUCCAAGAUCAAGAAGCUAUGGCAAUGAAGUUAUCCAUGUAUAGGGAAUUCCUGGACAACAAAUUAUGCUCUUAUAGCACGAAAGGCUAAAUAAAUAUAAUGUUGGAAGAAAUAUCCAUCUGGUAUCAGGUCUGGAAGCCAUCUUUGCAUUGGCUCUUCAGUCCUGCUACAUUUAGUGCUGUGGGAAACUGGGAGGGGGGAUUGUACGGAGCAAGGGAAAUAUAUAGUCAUAACAACAUUCCACUCUCUGAGUGUCAAGGACAUAUUGCCCUGUACCUGGAGGGGUGUGCCUGGGAGGCUUCUCCAGUUGGGGUGGUGCAUUGAUUGGGCCAUGUGAUGGACAUGUGGGUGCUGGGCAGGGACUUGGACUUUUCUAUGGGUGGAAAAACUUGGAAGCUUUCAGAUUUGGGUUUUCCCAGAUGUGCCAAUAUAACAUCUCUAAUAAAAUGGAACUUCGAGGAAGUUCGAGCCUCAGAAUCUAUUUCGUUGGGGGUGUUACUUGGAACCCUGACAUCUGGUUCAGUUCCAAGCUGGAAGAAAGACACUGGAAACAUAGAGGCUGAUGAAAAGAUGGUUUAAUGAUAAACAGAACCACCACCACUUAUGGUUCUGGUGCAGCUGACAAAAUGGAGUUGAAGGGAGAGUUUUUUAUACCUACAUUUAGGCUUUACACUUGAGCUUCCUGUUCCUGUGCAAGAACAUGUGUUCUAUUGGCUAUUGUCAGAUUCCUAUGGGGUCGUGUAGUGGUUAUGUAGGGGUUAUAGCUGGCUGUAUAGGCAAAAGAGAAAAUGCAAAUCCUAGGUGUUUGUCUGAGCUAAUCUGGUCAGCCUCUGGUUUAUUGUUUAUCUGAGCUCCUAGGUGAAGUUUGGACUGCUCUGGGAUAGUGCAAUGAAAUGGCUUGUGUUCUGAAAGAGUGUUGGGCAAUUCCUAUUGUGGCUUAAUGGCUUUGUCCUGUUUUGGAUCUUGAGUGAGGGGGCUGCUUCUAAUCCUACCAUUCUGCAUUUAUUCGGACUUUGCUGCAGGGAGUUUCAAAGCAUCCUGUCUUGAAUGGAUUACCAAAUCUGCAUUUCUAAAAGUUUCUGCUUGGGGGCAAGGAGACUGGAGCUGCUUCCCGCCUCUAAAAAAAAACAACUAUGUUUCUCCAUUAGGGAAAUAUAAUAUUCUGCCUUUUUAAUAUUUCCCAAAAUGUUUCAUUCUUCUGGGGGGUGGGUGCUGACUUUCUACAAUAACAAAGGAAUUAAAACUGCAGCUUACCUUAAAGUUUACAGCUAAUAAACAAUUAUUUCAAAUGCUAGACCCCACAGCAUCAAAGAUUCUGCAUUACAAUAUAGCAAUUGCACUUAGACUUAUAUACCGCUUCACAGGUAUAUGGUUUACAGCACUCUCUAAGUGGUGUACAGAGUCAGCAUAUUGUCCCCAACAAUCUGGGUCCUCAUUUUACUGACCUUGGAAGGAUGGAAGGCUGAGACAACCUUCAGCUGGUCAAGAUUGAGGGAAUCGAACUCUUGGCAGUGUGAGCAGAGUUAGAAUGCAAUACCAUAUUUUAAUCACUGCUCCACCACGGCUCUUUCUUAAGUAUAGCAGCUUAAUUAAAUGCAAAGAGAACCACAAGGAAAACAAAUGUGCAACAGAUAUUUUGAUUUCAUCUUUUGUUCAAAUCUCUGUGGGAAUCAAAUAUGAUACAGUGUUUGUUGUCCACUCUACACAACUGUAUGUCAGAAACAGAUAAUAGAGAUUUGGCAAUCAUCCAGUGAGUGAUAUUGGACUAUCACUGAAUAUUCUGUAGAGAAGAACAAAAGAACAAGGAAACAGAAUGUUGGAAUGGGCAACCUGAGCCACAUCAUGAGUUUCUAUGGCGAUUGGGAACUUGUAAACAAUACAUUCAAAAGGUGGAUUUUCCUCAAAAGGUGGGCAAUUAGAAUGGAAGAAAGAAAGCUUCAAAUUGGCAUGAGAUGGUCAAGAUGACACUCUGGGAAAAGGAAGAUUCCAGCCAUGGAAAAGAAAAAAUUUGCACAGCUACGGAAGAAAUAUGUACUGAAAAUCCUGCUGAACCAAGAAGCCCAGGGAAAGAAAGUAAGAGUUCCACAACAGCAAAACAAGUUGAGCCUGGAGGCACCACCAAGGCACUAGUAUUCCGGCUCCACGCUAGCGUACCUUCACUAGUUCGUGAAAUUUUAUUGGAACGUGGUUGGAUUGAAUACGAUGAGCAUGAGCAAGAUAACGAAGACUGGAACUUGUACUGGAGGAAUUGCCCUUUCCGGAUGACAGAACACCAGAACAUCAAACCAUGGCAGAGGCUCAAUCACCAUCCAGAAACCAUCAGAAUCACUCGGAAAGAUUAUUUGGCAAGACAUCUGAAACGCAUGAAGGGAAUUUAUGGAACCACCCUUUAUGAGUUCAGUCCAGUGGCUUUCAUCAUGCCCAAUGACUAUAUAAAAUUUAUAACUGAGUAUUCCAAGGAGAGGCAAAUACCAGGAAAAAAACUGAGUUACUGGAUCUGUAAGCCAGUUGACAGGUCUCGCGGGAGAGGCAUCCUCAUUUUUCAAGACAUUAAGGAUUUUGUUUAUGACUGCAUGGUAAUUGUGCAAAAGUAUAUCAGUAACCCUUUGCUUAUUUCUGGAUACAAAUGGGACCUCCGUAUUUAUGUUUGCGUUACAAGCUUUUACCCCCUUACAAUUUAUGUAUACGAAGAAGGACUGGUGAGGUUUGCAACAGAGAAGUUUGACCUUAGUUCCCUUGACAACAUUUACGCUCACUUGACAAACUCAAGCAUCAACAAGUUUGGACCAUCAUACAGAAAGGACAAAGAAGUCAUUGGCUCUGGAUGCAAAUGGACUUUUAGCAGAUUUCGGGCCUAUUUACGGAGCUGCAAUUUUGAUGACCUACUCCUGUGGAAAAGAAUCAACCAUAUAGUCAUUCUAACUUUGCUGGCCAUCACCACUUCGGUACCAUUCACUUCCAACUGCUUUGAGCUCUUCGGGUUUGACAUUUUGGUUGAUGAGAAAAUGAAACCCUGGCUUCUAGAAGUAAACCACAGCCCAGGCCUGCGUUUAGACUGUACCAGUGAUGUCAUUGUCAAAAGGAAGCUGCUCCAUGACAUUGUCGACUUGCUGAACUACAAGGAAGCUGAUACUCUAAGAAAAAGCAGAGGGAACAAUCGGAGGGUUUCGUGCUUCAGCCGAUCGCAAUAUAUGCUGACAACCCAGUCAGAGGUCCCACUGGAUUUCCUGGCUUGUGGGAAAGGAAUCAAAUCAGCAACAACUUCCCCUUCUCCAUCGUGUUUGCAGAUCAAUAAAAGAACAGCCACCUAUGGCAGAACAGCUAGUGCAUCCCCUCGUAAAACGUUGACCUCACAAUUACGUGAAAAGAUGCACAUGCCGCAAACGCCAUUAUCCAAAAGCAGACAGAUGCUAAGAACUAGUCAUUCGCUAUGUGAGUCUGUGCAGUCCACACAUUGGUUUAACUCACUAGAGUUCUACACCCACAAGCCAACUAUUCCUCCUUAUUUUCUCUCAGAUAAAGACAGACGUCCAUUCCCCCGUGUAGGUGAUUUUAUCCUUAUAUUUCCUUUCAAUGAUGCAGCACUUGAAGCAUCGAAGAAUGGAAUGAAUGUCAAAAGUGUAAUACAGGAAAUCCAUAAAUUAAUGAGUAAAGAAUUACAACCAGAACCUCAAAAAUUAAAUAAAGCUUUAGUUAACGAGUAGACAAAUGGUUUGAGCAAUUCUAUAUUCUUUUUGAUUAAAGAGCUUGAAAGCUGAUGACAAAAAUAUAA